This is a messenger RNA of Schistocerca piceifrons (Central American locust), 4272 nucleotides long. Its product is annotated as trichohyalin-like. The annotation marks the transcript as partial. Lineage: Eukaryota; Metazoa; Arthropoda; Insecta; Orthoptera; Acrididae. The record is from RefSeq and is a predicted model, not a curated record. The transcript has 2 exons.
CGAGAAGACGGCAACGAGAAGACGGCAACGAGAAGACGGCAACGAGAAGACGGCAACGAGAAGACGGCAACGAGAAGACGGCAACGAGAAGACGGCAACGAGAAGACGGCAACGAGAAGACGGCAACGAGAAGACGGCAACGAGAAGACGGCAACGAGAAGACGGCAACGAGAAGACGGCAACGAGAAGACGGCAACGAGAAGACGGCAACGAGAAGACGGCAACGAGAAGACGGCAACGAGAAGACGGCAACGAGAAGACGGCAACGAGAAGACGGCAACGAGAAGACGGCAACGAGAAGACGGCAACGAGAAGACGGCAACGAGAAGACGGCAACGAGAAGACGGCAACGAGAAGACGGCAACGAGAAGACGGCAACGAGAAGACGGCAACGAGAAGACGGCAACGAGAAGACGGCAACGAGAAGACGGCAACGAGAAGACGGCAACGAGAAGACGGCAACGAGAAGACGGCAACGAGAAGACGGCAACGAGAAGACGGCAACGAGAAGACGGCAACGAGAAGACGGCAACGAGAAGACGGCAACGAGAAGACGGCAACGAGAAGACGGCAACGAGAAGACGGCAACGAGAAGACGGCAACGAGAAGACGGCAACGAGAAGACGGCAACGAGAAGACGGCAACGAGAAGACGGCAACGAGAAGACGGCAACGAGAAGACGGCAACGAGAAGACGGCAACGAGAAGACGGCAACGAGAAGACGGCAACGAGAAGACGGCAACGAGAAGACGGCAACGAGAAGACGGCAACGAGAAGACGGCAACGAGAAGACGGCAACGAGAAGACGGCAACGAGAAGACGGCAACGAGAAGACGGCAACGAGAAGACGGCAACGAGAAGACGGCAACGAGAAGACGGCAACGAGAAGACGGCAACGAGAAGACGGCAACGAGAAGACGGCAACGAGAAGACGGCAACGAGAAGACGGCAACGAGAAGACGGCAACGAGAAGACGGCAACGAGAAGACGGCAACGAGAAGACGGCAACGAGAAGACGGCAACGAGAAGACGGCAACGAGAAGACGGCAACGAGAAGACGGCAACGAGAAGACGGCAACGAGAAGACGGCAACGAGAAGACGGCAACGAGAAGACGGCAACGAGAAGACGGCAACGAGAAGACGGCAACGAGAAGACGGCAACGAGAAGACGGCAACGAGAAGACGGCAACGAGAAGACGGCAACGAGAAGACGGCAACGAGAAGACGGCAACGAGAAGACGGCAACGAGAAGACGGCAACGAGAAGACGGCAACGAGAAGACGGCAACGAGAAGACGGCAACGAGAAGACGGCAACGAGAAGACGGCAACGAGAAGACGGCAACGAGAAGACGGCAACGAGAAGACGGCAACGAGAAGACGGCAACGAGAAGACGGCAACGAGAAGACGGCAACGAGAAGACGGCAACGAGAAGACGGCAACGAGAAGACGGCAACGAGAAGACGGCAACGAGAAGACGGCAACGAGAAGACGGCAACGAGAAGACGGCAACGAGAAGACGGCAACGAGAAGACGGCAACGAGAAGACGGCAACGAGAAGACGGCAACGAGAAGACGGCAACGAGAAGACGGCAACGAGAAGACGGCAACGAGAAGACGGCAACGAGAAGACGGCAACGAGAAGACGGCAACGAGAAGACGGCAACGAGAAGACGGCAACGAGAAGACGGCAACGAGAAGACGGCAACGAGAAGACGGCAACGAGAAGACGGCAACGAGAAGACGGCAACGAGAAGACGGCAACGAGAAGACGGCAACGAGAAGACGGCAACGAGAAGACGGCAACGAGAAGACGGCAACGAGAAGACGGCAACGAGAAGACGGCAACGAGAAGACGGCAACGAGAAGACGGCAACGAGAAGACGGCAACGAGAAGACGGCAACGAGAAGACGGCAACGAGAAGACGGCAACGAGAAGACGGCAACGAGAAGACGGCAACGAGAAGACGGCAACGAGAAGACGGCAACGAGAAGACGGCAACGAGAAGACGGCAACGAGAAGACGGCAACGAGAAGACGGCAACGAGAAGACGGCAACGAGAAGACGGCAACGAGAAGACGGCAACGAGAAGACGGCAACGAGAAGACGGCAACGAGAAGACGGCAACGAGAAGACGGCAACGAGAAGACGGCAACGAGAAGACGGCAACGAGAAGACGGCAACGAGAAGACGGCAACGAGAAGACGGCAACGAGAAGACGGCAACGAGAAGACGGCAACGAGAAGACGGCAACGAGAAGACGGCAACGAGAAGACGGCAACGAGAAGACGGCAACGAGAAGACGGCAACGAGAAGACGGCAACGAGAAGACGGCAACGAGAAGACGGCAACGAGAAGACGGCAACGAGAAGACGGCAACGAGAAGACGGCAACGAGAAGACGGCAACGAGAAGACGGCAACGAGAAGACGGCAACGAGAAGACGGCAACGAGAAGACGGCAACGAGAAGACGGCAACGAGAAGACGGCAACGAGAAGACGGCAACGAGAAGACGGCAACGAGAAGACGGCAACGAGAAGACGGCAACGAGAAGACGGCAACGAGAAGACGGCAACGAGAAGACGGCAACGAGAAGACGGCAACGAGAAGACGGCAACGAGAAGACGGCAACGAGAAGACGGCAACGAGAAGACGGCAACGAGAAGACGGCAACGAGAAGACGGCAACGAGAAGACGGCAACGAGAAGACGGCAACGAGAAGACGGCAACGAGAAGACGGCAACGAGAAGACGGCAACGAGAAGACGGCAACGAGAAGACGGCAACGAGAAGACGGCAACGAGAAGACGGCAACGAGAAGACGGCAACGAGAAGACGGCAACGAGAAGACGGCAACGAGAAGACGGCAACGAGAAGACGGCAACGAGAAGACGGCAACGAGAAGACGGCAACGAGAAGACGGCAACGAGAAGACGGCAACGAGAAGACGGCAACGAGAAGACGGCAACGAGAAGACGGCAACGAGAAGACGGCAACGAGAAGACGGCAACGAGAAGACGGCAACGAGAAGACGGCAACGAGAAGACGGCAACGAGAAGACGGCAACGAGAAGACGGCAACGAGAAGACGGCAACGAGAAGACGGCAACGAGAAGACGGCAACGAGAAGACGGCAACGAGAAGACGGCAACGAGAAGACGGCAACGAGAAGACGGCAACGAGAAGACGGCAACGAGAAGACGGCAACGAGAAGACGGCAACGAGAAGACGGCAACGAGAAGACGGCAACGAGAAGACGGCAACGAGAAGACGGCAACGAGAAGACGGCAACGAGAAGACGGCAACGAGAAGACGGCAACGAGAAGACGGCAACGAGAAGACGGCAACGAGAAGACGGCAACGAGAAGACGGCAACGAGAAGACGGCAACGAGAAGACGGCAACGAGAAGACGGCAACGAGAAGACGGCAACGAGAAGACGGCAACGAGAAGACGGCAACGAGAAGACGGCAACGAGAAGACGGCAACGAGAAGACGGCAACGAGAAGACGGCAACGAGAAGACGGCAACGAGAAGACGGCAACGAGAAGACGGCAACGAGAAGACGGCAACGAGAAGACGGCAACGAGAAGACGGCAACGAGAAGACGGCAACGAGAAGACGGCAACGAGAAGACGGCAACGAGAAGACGGCAACGAGAAGACGGCAACGAGAAGACGGCAACGAGAAGACGGCAACGAGAAGACGGCAACGAGAAGACGGCAACGAGAAGACGGCAACGAGAAGACGGCAACGAGAAGACGGCAACGAGAAGACGGCAACGAGAAGACGGCAACGAGAAGACGGCAACGAGAAGACGGCAACGAGAAGACGGCAACGAGAAGACGGCAACGAGAAGACGGCAACGAGAAGACGGCAACGAGAAGACGGCAACGAGAAGACGGCAACGAGAAGACGGCAACGAGAAGACGGCAACGAGAAGACGGCAACGAGAAGACGGCAACGAGAAGACGGCAACGAGAAGACGGCAACGAGAAGACGGCAACGAGAAGACGGCAACGAGAAGACGGCAACGAGAAGACGGCAACGAGAAGACGGCAACGAGAAGACGGCAACGAGAAGACGGCAACGAGAAGACGGCAACGAGAAGACGGCAACGAGAAGACGGCAACGAGAAGACGGCAACGAGAAGACGGCAACGAGAAGACGGCAACGAGAAGACGGCAACGAGAAGACGGCAACGAGAAGACGGCAACGAGAAGACGGCAACGAGAAGACGGCAACGAGAAGAAGGCAAGGGAAAGAUUCAGUGA